Adineta ricciae is the source of this 975-nucleotide messenger RNA. The record is from the annotation of a GenBank genome assembly. NCBI's taxonomy places the organism in Eukaryota, Metazoa, Rotifera, Eurotatoria, Adinetida, Adinetidae.
AUGCCUUUAUCACAACAUAAGCUAGCCGUCAUUUUCGGUAUUUUAGCUACGGUGACAGUCACCCUAGCCAUACUUUUGAUUCCAGUCUAUAUGAGGAGUAGACGUAACAACAUACCAAGCGAAACUACAUUAUUGGCAACUACUAGUACGAGUACUGCUGAAGUAGCUACUGAUCCUCAUUUAACUAUUUUCAACAAGAUUACCGCAGCGAAUGAAAUUUCCUCACUAGCGAAUCUAUUGACGACGAAACUAGCCGCUACGGAAAGUACAUCAGUUCACGUGGGUACGACUAAUCCAUUAAAGACAAGAUUGGUCUCGACCAUAGAACCAACAACUGCCACUCCAAAAGCGUUAACAACCGGUGAAAUGACAACAUAUAUCACAGUGAACAGUCCUCAUGAAACGACACCCACCAUCGAAGAAAUAUAUUCUAACAAUUCCAUAUCAACCGACCAGACUAGUGUCGUGACUGCUUCAAAUAAGGAUUUACGUGAGACAACGACAGUAAUUCAUAUAGAAGCCAGUGAAAUCAGCACACAUUCUCAUACUUCGGAAAUACCAUCAAAUGAAUCAUCGAUGAUGAUCGACACAACUGAGCAUCAUUUGAAUUUAACUAAUGUAUCGGAAGCUGUUUCAUUUGGAACGAUAACUAUGACCAGCAUAACGAAAAUUCACGAAACUUCCACUGACACGUCGGACGUAUCUUCACAAAUACUGCGUACAAUACCAACCAACACAACAUUAAAUAUCGAAACUCCAAUUCCGGCUACCUAUGCUGCAGAAAAAACAAUCAUCACUACAUCUCACCGAACGUCAUUAACAAAUAAGAGUGUGGAUUCAACUGAAACGUUUUCUUUGAAACAGAGAACUUCAAUAUUAACAACAGCAAUUUUAGCUACACGAUGGAGCACCAUACCAACCUCUACAACGGAAACACAUCUAUCUACAGCAAACAUCAAUUCAACUUUGUUCUAA